GUUUGGGAAUGAUGCAGACAAAAACGUGACACGAGACUUGAGAAGAGGGUUCUCGUUUUAGAAGAAGCGAAUAGAAUUGGCGUGUAAUUGGAAAACACAUCUGUGUCGAAGCCAAGAUGAGUUCGUUAAUGCCGCAGAAACGCUACUACAGACAGCGAGCACAUUCAAACCCGAUGGCACAUCAUACGUUGGAUUAUCCUGUGUGUCCAGAGGAGAUGGACUGGGUCCCGCUGUAUCCACAAUUCUUUAGUGGAGAGCAGUCUCAGGAAGGAACUCCACAAGUUGAGUUCGCAGACAUUGGGUGUGGAUACGGGGGACUUUUGGUGGAGUUAUCUCCACUCUUCCCAGACAAGCUCAUGCUGGGCCUGGAGAUCCGGGUGAAAGUGUCCGAUUAUGUCCAGGAUCGUAUCAAGUCAUUGCGUGACGCCAAGCCACGAAGCUACCAGAACAUUGCUUGCAUUCGCAGCAACGCCAUGAAGUAUCUUCCAAACUUCUUCAAGAAAGGACAGCUUAGUAAGAUGUUCUUCCUUUUCCCGGACCCUCAUUUUAAGAAGACCAAGCACAAAUGGAGGAUCAUCAGUCCCAUGUUGCUGGCAGAAUAUGCCUACACACUUAGAAUCGGGGGUUUGGUAUACACCAUCACAGAUGUGGAGGAGGUCCACCUUUGGAUGGUGAAGCACUUCAGUGAACAUCCAUUAUUUGCACGGGUCCCCGAUGAAGAACUGGUUGAUGAUGUCAUAAUUUCUCGUUUGGGUAUUUGCACAGAGGAAGGAAAGAAAGUGCAGCGAAACAGAGGGGAAAACUUUCCUGCUAUUUUCCGGAGGAUAGAUGAUCCAAGAUCAGACUAAACCCAUGGACAUUUAAUGAAUCCCAAUAACAGACUUUUGAUGUUCUUGGUGCAACAUGGAGGAUUAAACAAUCUUGUUGGAUGUCUUCUCCAGUUGCGACGUUGCGCUGCCGUGAGCCUUCAGAGGUGGUGUCUGUAGUUAUAAAAGAAAAAAAAUAUUUUUCAAUGUUUUGAUAAUUUUAUUUUUCUGAUUGUUUUCUUUGU
Messenger RNA from Phycodurus eques (leafy seadragon), 1051 nucleotides. RefSeq names its product methyltransferase 1, tRNA methylguanosine (gene mettl1). Gene Ontology annotation, molecular function: tRNA (guanine(46)-N7)-methyltransferase activity. The coding region runs from base 117 to 848 and encodes 243 amino acids. Gene Ontology annotation, biological process: tRNA methylation; RNA (guanine-N7)-methylation. The record is from RefSeq and is a predicted model, not a curated record. Lineage: Eukaryota; Metazoa; Chordata; Actinopteri; Syngnathiformes; Syngnathidae. Gene Ontology annotation, cellular component: tRNA methyltransferase complex. The transcript has 6 exons.